Molecule: messenger RNA, 6083 nt
Organism: Oxyura jamaicensis (ruddy duck)
Lineage: Eukaryota; Metazoa; Chordata; Aves; Anseriformes; Anatidae
Gene: RMP24
Product: chromosome 2 C18orf21 homolog
Exons: 5
Coding region: 228-893 (221 amino acids)
Source: RefSeq, a predicted model, not a curated record
GCGGCCCCAGCGGCUCUCCGGGCGGCUGCCGCCCAGCCGGGCCCGCACCCCGGCGGCAACGGGGCCGCCCCGCUGCCGGUCGGACGGGGCUCAGCGCCGAGAGAGAGGCACCGGGUCCCGUCAGAGCCCGGAACCAUGGCGCUGAGCGCGGGGAGCCACCCCCUGCACACAUACACACACACACACAGGCAGGCACAGCCCUUCCGGCCGGGCGGGCGCUGAUCGCCAUGGGGAAGCACGGGAGCUUCUUGGAGGCGGCGGCCUGGGAGAUGGCGGCCGCCUGCCCGGGACAGGCGCGGUUCCUGCUGUGGACGCUGGGCAGGCGCCGAGAUGAUGAAUUUGGGAAAGAGAGGAUAUGUCCUCACUGCUUCCAGUUCCUGCUUCCCAGUAGCCGCCGGGUGCGUCUCAAGCCAAAGAUGAAGGUGACUCCGCAGAUAGAGAAGAUUCUUAAGCGAGAGGCAAAGAGUUAUAAGCUCAACAUGAGACAGACAAAGCUUCUGAAGAAGUACAGGGACUCCAAAAGUGUUCUGCUGAUUACUUGCACCUCAUGCAACAAAACAACAAGGCAUAAUGGUAAAAGCAGGGAUUUUCUGGCUACCAAGACACAAAAUUCUGGCACUCCAGCUAUUAAAUCUAGCCUGAGGACACCAGAUGUAAAAACUCAGUCUGCAAAAAAAAUGACACCUGUAAGCUGCAGUAGGCUGGGAUCCAAAGGGAACACGCCCUCAUCUCUUCCCAGAAUGCAAGCGUCUGGACAGGUGACAACCAGUUCCGGUUCCAAGACUCCCCGAAAUUCCAAGUUUCACUUUUCUAAGCUAAAACGGAUGCUCAACCUAGAAGAAAAAGAGAAAAGCCAGAAGGCAGAUUUGAAAACCUUCCUGACUUUACUUUAAUUAUUCACUGUUUCAAAGUAAUAAUGAUGACAGCAAUAAGUAUGUUCUGAUUUUGGUAAAUAAACACAACUGGUGAUUUCAUUAAAGCUCAAGCUAACAGCGUGUAACUGUAAGAGUAGACCAUGUAUUUAAGAAUCCAGCUCCCUAAGAAGACUGAUUGUCCACAGGAAGGAAAUGAGGAAAUAAUCUAAUGUGUUUGGGAAUCUGGAACGUGUUUUGCAGUCACUGGUGGCCCAAGAUUUAAGUUAGGAUCUGUCCUUUGUGGAAGCUGGUAAUACUGGGUCCAUCAGUGGGUCCAGUUAGGACCAACAGAUAAGUUGGCAGGCCAGGACUGGGGGGGGGGGAAAUAGGGUUUAAUGUGGUUUCCUCCACUUACCCCACUCUUUCUAAGACAAUGCAUAACGACAGAAUUUAGAAGAUCUCCAAGAUCUCAGUCCUGUUUCCCAAGUUUAAAACAAAGAUGCUUUCACCAGCACUGUUUGCUGGUACUAUAUUUUCAAGGGUCUAAUGUACUGUCCAGGAGUGUCACUGUCUUUUGACCCGUGUGGUAAUUUAAGUGUAUUACACAGCCUUUAUGAAAGCUCCGGAAUAACUUAACCUUGUAGACAGCACUCACAUACGAAGAAAGCUAAAACAGUUUAUCACCAGAUUAAGUAUCUUCAUUUUCUAAUAAAUGUUUCCUGUGCUUUGGACUGAUCCCAGGAUAAUGCCAAGCCUUUUAAGGCUGCACAGUGCUGUGGGUGCUCUCAAUACCUACUCACAGAUCCGCACUAGAUCACUGUCGGUGCCCCAAUUUGUCACUGCUAUGAGAGUUACACAGCCAUAAAGAAUGUUGGCUGCUAAUUCCCUUCUAAUUGCUCUGGUGCUAGCAAAAUAGGUCACUUUUGUCUCUUUCAGAAAUGGCUAAAGAGGCACCGUCUAUCUGAGCUGUCUUUCAGCUUUGUCAGGCACCUGAACUUUGGUAUGGAAAGCUAGGCUUGCACUGCACAGCAGUCAACUUGUUGCACAAAACACUUCGGUGUGAGUUAGAUUGUUAAGGUUAAAGCAGUCUCCCCUGACAGAUUUUGUGUGUUCAGUUUGCACAGAGAGGAGAUAGGACAGCAGAAAGUUGCUAUUCUGUAUUGGGUUCAUGUUCUGUGUGUAGUCUGCAGUGAAAGUUCUGCAAAGCAUGAGUAUGGUUUUUCCCUCUGAAAAGGGAAUUUACCAGUAAAAAAAUAUUUAAAUUCUUGGUCUUAAAGAUCUGUGUUUUCCUUUUUUAAAUAUAUAUAUUUAUUUUUAUAAAUAGCAUAUUCAGAUUGUUUCAAUAAGCACGUUCAGCUUCAGUGAACACCAUUUAGGAAACAGGACCAGCAAGUUGUCAGACUUAAAAACAAUUGGAGGUAGGAGAGAAUAGUUUGUUGCAGUGUCUGGCACACGUGGCAAAGGCUGGCAUGUAACCUUUUUAUGUUUCCUAUAUGCUUACACAAUAGGUUUCAAAGGUUCACCAAUUGGUUUCUUACAUACAGGUACAAUCUAAUUAACUGUCAUUCUUGGCUCAAAACGUGAACCUUGGGGUUAAAUCAUUUCAGUGUAGAACUUCAUAUUAAGUCAUCUGUUGUUACUAUGUUUGUGAUCUAGUCCUGUGUAAAAAUUCUUCCAUCUUGUUGAUGCAGAACUUGUAUUACAAAAAAGUAUUUGUAAAACAGAUUUUAAAAUAAAUUUUUAUAUUUAAAGAGUGCACGUUAGACUGCUUCCUGUGAGGCUCAUGCAAAACCAGCUCAUGCAAAACCAGCAUGGGUAUCUAUAUACUAGUGCAAGAUGCACCAAUGUAAAUGUUUUAGGUCAAAUCAGGAGUAUGGUUUUGCGGUUUAUCUCCCAGCUGCCCAUUUUUACUGUACUUUUUAUGCCACACUGAAUGGUCUCAGAGUAUGUCAAUGACAUUUCUUUUGGAUAAAACAACAUCAUGGAUAAAAGCAGAGAAGACGUGCUCUGGGAACACAACUGAUGUGGUCCAGCCACUAGUGGGUGAUCUGUUCAUAAAUCCACAUGAGUUAAUCUGAAGUUCACAUGCCAGAAAAAGGGUGUUGUGGAUGGCAGGCACUGAGCUUCACGUAUUUUGCAUGCCAGAUGUAAUUCUGUUGCAAUAUGGUAUUUGUUAAUACUCCAGACCACAUCUUCUUCUGUGUAGACUGACAACAGGAGUUCUCAGAAAAGUUCAGAUGCAUUCUUAUAAAGAAUCACUGUCGCAAGAUAUUAAACUUAUGUUACCAUGGGGAAAAGCAAGGAAUCAGUAUGUGCCAUCCCUCGUUUUACAAGUAUACUUCAAAAUGCCAGGCAGAAAUAAUUUUGAUAUUUUUUUUUACCAUCUGAAAUGCUUUUAUGUUAUUCUUAAGCCUCUAAGAACAUAUAUUUAUUUAUUUUUCUCUUUCUGGACUACAUGCAUAUGUGUGUGUGUAUGUAUACACAUAAACACAUCAGUUGUGUAUAUAUACAUUUAUAGACACAUACACAUACAUCUGAUGCAUGCUUUGGAGUAGAUUCCGUUCCUGUACUUGACAAGACACUGAAGACUUUGCUGGCUGCAACAGACUGUUAUUUACCCCCCCGCCAAACACCUGCCACGCAGCAUUACUCAUUUACGUGUGAAGAGCUAGAACAUCUCUCUUUGUCAAGAGGAAAAGGCACUGAUACCAAUGAGGCCAGAAUUUUACCAAAACUUUGUAAAGCAAAACCAAGAAGGUUCUCCAUUAGGCACGCACCUCUGCAUACAAGUAUUUAAUUAUGGAUUGAGAGUUAUUAUUUCCCAGCUCAUAUAAUUCUACUUAUGCAAUUAUACUGCAUUAUCUUUGAUACUAAUAGGAUGAUAACACCACGCUGAAAAUGCUACAAAAAGCAGCUUAAUAUAACCACCUCAAUGAAAGCUUAUUUAUUUUGAAACCACUUGAGACAUUUCCACAUUUUUGUAUAUUGGGAACCUCAGAGUGGAACAGUACAAAUGGUACCUCACACCCAACCCUUCCUCCCUCCCAAAGCGACAAAAACCUUGGCCAAACCAGACGGUUUAUCAGCAAUAUUUCUUUUCUUAAAAAAAAUUACAGCCUUAGAGAUACGACCCCAGACUUCUUAAUGCACUGCUUCCUCAUUGAAAAAUUUCAGUUUAUUGUACAAAAUACAAAUACAGAGAGUAACAAACUUCAAAAUUAGUAUUGAUCAUUUCCUCAGCAUCGCUCUGUGAUUUUGGUUUCCUCUUAGGUAUAGGGAGCAGUUUACAUUAAGACCAAUGCACAAAAUGAGAUUGAAUAUGCAAGCAAUAAACAGUGAUUUCAAAGAUGUUUUUACAACAAUGUUUUAUUCUAUUAAAUAUGAAAGAGCAUACAUACAGGUGUUAUUUUAAGGACAUAAAUUACACAAGGAUUACACAAUCCGUCAGAAGAGCACAAUAAUGAAACAUCUUUACAUUUCAAACUUUUCUUGUUAGCUUUUAACAAAUGAGUCUAUUUCUGUUGCAAACAAGUAACAAGAGUGCUAUUGAACUUUUGCAAAUUCCCACAAAAACAUCAUGCUUAGUAGGAUACUUUAAAUGUUGUAAAGAUGAAAUCAGAAUUAGGUUUCUAAAUAACAUGAUGGAAGAGAUUUACUACUUAAUCAAGAUAAAUGACACACUGAAAUAGGAGCUGAGACAAAAUUGGUCAUUCAUUAAAAUGAAAAAAAUAAAAAUCCAGACAGUACAUUUGAAUCUGCUUUCUUUACUUGCAGGAAUACUCAGUGUGAUUAUAUGCAUGAGCAAUAAGCAGAACUGGCCCUAAGUAUUUAUAAAUGUAACAGUCACAUUUUAGACGUGCUGGUUUCCUAUUUCACUAAUCGUUCCACAGCAGAAAAGCCAGGAAUCAGUUUGUUACGUUUCAAAAUCCAGCUCUUCUGUAGAGGGCCAAUCAAGCCUGUGCGUGAUCUCCAUCUGUGCAGGGGACUACCGUAUCCCAAGUAUGUAUUUUGGGUAAUCACUAAAUUACCAGACUGAGCUGCCACUUGCUCGGGAGAGGAAUAUUAGCCUGUCAAAAAUACUAAAACAAUGUCUUUUUAAACUUCAGGAAAAGAGGAAUGUAAUUUUAUUAUAAUGAAAGCUCUCAGUUUGACAUUCAGAAGACUACUCAGAUAAAAUACAUAUUAAGCAUGUAGUCUGGGUUGUGUUCCUAGGGAUUAGCUGAGGUGCUUCAAUGUAUUACUACAAACAUUACCUGAGUGAGACAGACCGACUAAUGUUACUGCAGUGUAUGCUUUGAUUUUCAAAAGGAGCAAUGAAACAAUUUCUAAGAGCAACUAUUUUUGUAACGACUUCAUGUUUAUUUUUAAAACUGGAGAAGUGGGGUAAUGUUCUGGGUAGUUUUCAAAACAUUUUGCAAAAAUACAGCUUGAUCCUGCAACCCCCAGAGUAUACAAGCAGUCCCUGUGACCUCCAAGGUAAGCAUUCUCAUAUGGCAAAGAGCUGCAGGAUUGUCUUUGCUUUUUUUUUCACAGAAUGCUCGAUAAAAGUGCAAUACAGUGAAGCAAAUAAUCUGAUUAUUAUGCUUUUGUUAUUAGCUGCAAAACGUUCAGAUACUAUUUAUGCAUUUUGUAAGGUGGGCAUUCUGGUUUGGGUACAGUCAGACCGUGUUAGAAGAGACGGGCAGGGUACACGCACACAUUCCCCCAGUGUUGCAACACCCCAAAGCAGUUCUGUUGUAUCAUCCCAGCUACAGGUAAUCACUGUGCUGCUCGGAGUUUCACACUGUUAUUUCUGUUUUGACAAGCGUUGACAUUUGUUUUGCUUCUCAUUUCCAUUCAAACAUUUUCUCCCCCUUUUAGCUUCCAGGCACUCCCUCUUUCCCCACCCAGACUCUUUUCUUCCUGAGAUGUCAGACGUAUAUGCAAUAAACUUUGGAACCUGAGAAUUUGGAGGUAUCUUUUGAUACUACAGGGCUGCAUUUGUAUUGUACCGUGUUAUCUCUUGCUAUACUACUACAGCUACAAUAUAAGUCUUCUAACUAGUUGAUACAUGAUGCCUUUCCCAUAGAAAUAAAAAAAAAAAGUACCAUUCGGCCACUAAUAUAUAACACUUGCUAUAAGAGUGACAUUUCCCUUCGGCAAGUCCUCUUUUCCAAAUGAAUUUUGAGGGACAAUUUCCAAAAACCCAAUUAUGAAAUACUCCUUGAAGUAAACAAUUAUCACAAUAAA